Messenger RNA from Manis pentadactyla (Chinese pangolin), 3687 nucleotides. It is a transcript of the gene IL2RB, whose product is annotated as interleukin 2 receptor subunit beta. Gene Ontology annotation, molecular function: protein binding; cytokine receptor activity. Lineage: Eukaryota; Metazoa; Chordata; Mammalia; Pholidota; Manidae. Gene Ontology annotation, biological process: immunoglobulin mediated immune response; cytokine-mediated signaling pathway. The transcript is spliced from 10 exons. The record is from RefSeq and is a predicted model, not a curated record. The coding region runs from base 225 to 1871 and encodes 548 amino acids. Gene Ontology annotation, cellular component: external side of plasma membrane; membrane.
CUCACCCCCAGCCUUGCCCCCUCCGUCCUCUGCACAGGAAGUGGGCUGGCCCUGGGGUUUUAGUCUUUGCCGGCCCAGCAGCCCGCUGCUACCUGGGCGGCAGACCCAGAGCAGGGCCCUGGGGAGAUGGCUGCGGUCCCAGCAGCGGACAGAAGUGGAGAGAGCGCGCCGCAGCCCCAUGUCUCAGCCAGGGACCCCUUCCCCAGCUCCCAGCCCUGGAUGUGAUGGCAGACCCUGCUCUGUCCUGGCAGCUGUCCCUCCUUGCCCUCCUGCUGCCCCUGGCCGUACCUCGGGCAUCCGCAGUGAUGAAUGCAGACACGUCCAAGCUCUCAUGCUUCUAUAACUCAAGAGCCAACAUCUCCUGUGUCUGGAGCCAGGAUGGGGGCCAGCAGGCCACGUCCUGCCACAUCCACGCACAGCCAGAUAAACGGCCUUGGAACAGGUCCUGUGAGUUGCUCCCGGUGAGGCCGGCAUCCUGGACUUGUAACUUGAUCCUUGGAUCCCCAGAUUCUCAGACACUGACCAGGGCUGACGUCGUUAACAUGAGCGUGCUGUGCCUCGAAGGGAAGAGGUGGAGAAUGGUGACAACCCAGGACUUCAAGCCCUUUGAGAACCUUCGCCUGAUGGCCCCCAACUCCCUUCAAGUCACCCACCUAGAGACCCACAGAUGCAACAUAACCUGGAAGGUCUCCCAGUUCUCCCACUACAUAGAAAGAUACCUGGAAUUUGAGACCCAGACAAGGUUCCCAGGCCACAGCUGGGAGGAGAAAUCCCUGAGGAGGCUCAGGCAGAACCAGCACUGGAUCGCCCUGGAGACACUCACUCCGGACACAAUGUAUGAAUUUCAAGUGCGGGUCAGGUCCCAGCAAGGAAACCGUAAGACCUGGAGCCCCUGGAGCGAACCUCUGGCCUUCAGGACAAGGCCUGCAGGCCCUGGGAAGAAGACUCUGACCCUCCCGUGGCUGGAACACAUCUUCAUAGGCCUCAGCGGCGCCUUAGGAUUCGUCAUCCUAGUCUGCUUGCUGGCUAACUGCCGGUACACGGGGCCAUGGCUGAAGAAGGUUCUGAAGUGUCACAUCCCAGACCCCUCCGAGUUCUUUUCCCAGCUGAGCUCAGAGCAUGGAGGAGAUUUCCAGAAGUGGCUCUCCUCGCCCUUCCCCUCGUCCUCCUUCAGCCCCAGCGGCGUGGCGCCGGAGAUCUCCCCGCUGGAGGUGAUGGACAGGGACACCAAGGCCGCACAGCUGCUCCUGCUGCAGCAGGACAAGGGGGCGCCCUUGCCCCCAUCCGAGACCAGCGGCCACUCGCUGGCCAGCUGCUUCACCAACCAGGGCUACUUCUUCUUCCACCUCCCUGACGCUCUGGAGAUUGAGGCCUGCCAGGUGUAUUUCACCUAUGACCCCUGCACCGAGGAGCCCGGUGAGGGUGGGCCCGGAGCGCCGGAGGGGUCUCUUCCCCCGCCUCUGCUGCCUCCACCAGGGCAGGACGAUGCCUACUGCACCUUCCCCCCCGGGGACCACCUGCUGUUCUUCUCCCCAAGUCUCCUCAGGGGCCCAGGCCCCUCAGACACUGCCCUAGGGGUCCCUGGGGCUGGUGAAGAAAGUCUGGCCCCCUCCCUGCCAGAGGAAGCGCCCCGAGAUGAGGCUACCCAGCCCCUGGGGCCUCCGUCCCCAGGAGCUCCGGACCUGGUGGACUCCCAGCCACCGCUGGAGCGUGCCCUGGGAGGGGCGGGAGGGCAGGGGGCAGGCUUCCCCUGGGCUAGUCAUCUCGGACAAGGCCAGCCCAGGGCCCCCACCUCCUGCCUGACCCUCAACACCGACGCCUACCUGUCCCUCCAGGAGCUCCAGGAUCGGGACCCAGCUCACUCGGUGUAGACGGAGGCCAGGGGUGGGAGGUAGGUGGCUGCCCACUGUUGCACCAGGCGCAGUUGAGGAGUCUGUCCCCGAGGCUUAUCCACUCCUGUGACGUCCUGUAUCCAACUGCCCCCUGGACGUCUGGGCUCAGAGGGCCCCAACCCAGCCCUGCACACUUGGCUGUUCACUUCCAAACUUCAGCUGCUGCUCCCUGGUCCUGCAGCGCAAGCCAGGAACUGCGGGGUGGGGGUGGGGGUGUCACUUUGACUCCCCCACCCGCUCAUCACUCACGGAGGUCCAAGGGGUUUGCCUCUGAAGCAUCCCUCCUCUCCAGGCCUGCAGCUACUCUUCAGGGAGAGUGCUCAUGGUUCUCCGGGGGUCUUCAGCUCCGGCCUCCUCACUCCUUCCUGCCUCAGUCUCACCCCUCCCACCCCUGUGGGGGCAGCAGCGUGCUAUUUCCAAAACAAAAAUGUGGCUAUGCUGCCCCUUGGGUAAACCUCCCCAUGGUUCCCCACGGCCCUCAGCACCACUUCCUGGCCUGGCCUUUGCCCCUCCAGCACCAUGUUGGGACAGUCCCUUCUGAAACCCUCCCAAUGGUCCUACUGAGCCACGUGGAGCUCCCUUGUGUCCCCAUAGCUUUACACAUGCUCCCUGUGCCUGGGGUGCCCCCUCCUUCCUCAACUAGGUGGAAAACUCUCCUUAUCCUUCAAGUGUCACUUUCACUUCCCUUGGAGGGAGACACUGCCUCUAUUAAUGUGCACAAACUUCAAUAUUCAUUGCUGGAGGGACAGGCUCUCUGGGUCACAAGGUGGCUGGAGAAGUAGCCCUGUCACUUCAGCCUUGGGAUCAAUGUGACCUCUGGGUGCUUGGCUACCACAUCCUUAAUGCUGUGGCCCAGGAAUCGGCACAAACCCCCCAGCAACGUGGACCCUGCCUGGAUCUUUCCACAAUGGCUUCACAGGCUUAUACGGCAGCCCAUCCCUGAGCCCCACCCACUCCACCCUGCACCAGACAGGCCUUUUCCGCAGCUCGGGGGCUGGCACACCACCUCCAGAAGGACAUCGCCAGUCACUGCACUUGACAGAUUGUACUUAGCACCCCACUGCAUUCCCUGGAUGGAUUAGUAAAUAUCUGGCACCACCUUGUCUGGGCACCCUGCGCCCAGCAGCCUUCACACAGGGGGUACCAUCCAUCUCACAGGGGCACCCUUGGGGUCUUCAUCCUUCUAAGGUCAAGACUUGGAGAGGAAGAGCCCCGGGCGCACUAGGUUCCAGCAUAUUCGCUCCGGUGAGAGGCUCGUGCCCUCACUCGGCAGUCCUCCCCCUCCCACAGGGCUGGCCUCUUCCUUCUCGGUGCCCCCACUACCCCUCCACUUCAUUUCCUCUGUCCCUGACACUGAUCACACCUGGGGCGUCUGUCACAACCUUCCUCCUUGCCCAGGAAUCUCAACGGGGGCCAGGACCUCCUCCCAGCUAACUGAGCUGGGAGAAUGCUGGUGUUCACUCACAGACUCUGCUCGCAGUUGACUGGGCACCUGACACAAGCCAACCCAUAGGCUGCCCAGUAUCCAAUGAGGUGACGAGAACAGAAGCUCUGUCCAAUCAUGGAGGCUGGGCCUGAGCUGACCAAUCAGAUUACUCUCAGUCUAGGACAUAAGAACGUGUUGGCCUCUGUGAGCAGGUGGAGAAAGCGCCCCUGAAAGGAUAGAGAGGAACUGAGCCGGGUUAGCAGAGGGUCCUGGGCUGUUGGUGCAGAGACUCCUGCUGCCCAGGGGGCUACUACUGUUCCUUCAGGAUUCCUGUUUCCCUUAUGUCCAAAAUAAAAUCCCCUUUCCUGA